Molecule: messenger RNA, 2436 nt
Organism: Macrobrachium nipponense
Lineage: Eukaryota; Metazoa; Arthropoda; Malacostraca; Decapoda; Palaemonidae
Product: major facilitator superfamily domain-containing protein 6-like
Exons: 13
Coding region: 234-2027 (597 amino acids)
Cellular component (GO): membrane
Source: RefSeq, a predicted model, not a curated record
ACUACAAAACAUGCCCAGACGACCCACCGAAGCCACAGAGGAACUACAACCUCUGUCAAACUAGUGAAGCCCUAAAGUCGUCGUCUCUCUUCAUAUUCCUUCGACUGAAUACUCGUCACUUCGCGCUGUUCCUUUCAAAGCAUUAAUGAGCAUUGAUAUCGGUCUAGCAAUCGUUCACAGGCUGAAUCUCCUCGGGAUCUUCCAUUCUCAGCAAGUAGAGUCUUCCAGAAGCCAUGAAGGAGAACAACGAGAUCAAAAAGAAGGAAUUGGAGGCAGAGACAGAGAAAGUCAGCUGCUGGGAAUGGCUGAAAGAUGAACUCAAGCCCGACAGGGAGCUGAUCAGCAUCAAGUUCAUCCUCUUCUGCUACACUGGAGGUUCAGCCGCUUUCUUCCCGUACCUGACACUGCACAUGCAACAACUGGGGAUCACGAUGAAGGAAAUUGCAAUCAUCUACGCGAUUCUUCCGGUGGGGAGCAUACUUGGGCCGCCCAUCUCAGGAAUGAUAGCGGACAGGAUGGGGCAGUACAAGGUAGUGGUGGUCCUAAACAUAUUUCUGGCGACAGUGCUCCACGUCCUCCUACUCUACAUCCCAACGCGGACGCCGAAUCCACUGACCUUUUCCUGCGGCCCCAACGGGAACGACAUGACCUGGGCUACCUGUGACUACUGCCAUCAUGAACGCAACAACUCGGACGUUGUUUUUACACUUGAGGAAUGCUCAUUCAAAUGCGAUUCUCCACCCGAGGAGCUUCAGUUGUGCCUUACUUCAGGACUCAACGUGACCUCUUGCAGAAGUUUCGAUGUUGCCGACGAGAUCCAGGUGAACGGAACACUCUUGUCCGUGCUAGAGAACGACACCUGCAUCCACGCCUUCCAGCAGAUCCUGCACGAGGAGAAGGUCUACCAGACGCUCACGUGCCCAUCGUCGUGCCCCGUGCAAUGCAAAGUGACCGGAUCGCCCCACUGCCUCCACCCCGACGAUCCCUCCAAUAAUCCCUACACCUUCUGGAUCUACUUUUUCCUGCGGACUAUAGCGACGUUCUUCCUGGCUUCUGGGUAUACGAUGCUGGAUGCUACAACCUUGGCCAUCCUGAAGGACAAGAGCGGCGAACUAGGAAAGCAGAGACUUCUCAUGAUGUUGGGCUUGGCAUCCAUGCCCGUCUUGUCUGGCCUCCUAGUUGACUAUUACAGCGAAGACCUUGGUUACUCGGACUACAUGCCAGCUUUCUACAUGGGAGGAGCAUUUACAAUGACGGCUGCACUACUCGUUAUGAGACUACAGUUCAAGGUCGAUGUGGCGGGAGAGGACAUCUGGCACGACCUCCGAUCCCUUUUCACCAGGCUGGAGAUCGACAUCUUCCUCGUGAUGGUUCUCAUCCUUGGCGCCAACCUGGGCUACCUGGAAAACUUCCUCUUCGUGUUCCUCAAAGAUCUCGACGCUCCCAACGUGUUGCUGGGUUUAACGCUGACCGUUGGACAUCUGGUCGGGAUUCCCCUCAUGUUCAUGGCAGACAAAAUCAUCAACAAAGUAGGAAGGGCCACCAUCUUCACUAUAUCAUUCAUGGCCUACGCCCUUAGGCAUCUCGGCUACGCCCAUCUGACCAAUCCCUGGUGGACGUUCCCGCUGGAACUUCUCGAGGUUCUGACCUAUGAACUGAUGUGGGUCGCGGCUACCAACUACUGCCCAGUCCUUGCACCGAAGGGCUUGCUCGCAACGAUGACGGGUCUGGCUGGAGCUACUUACUACUCCGUUGGUCGAGGCGUUGGCUCCCUCCUGGGAGGAUACCUGAUCGCCAGUAUCGGGCUCUCGAACACCUUCCUGGCAUUCAGCUCGCUCUCUUUCGCGUCGGGGAUUCUCUAUAUCAUCAUUUACUUCACAUACCUAAGGAAGGUUAUGCUGUCAGAUGAGGACGUGAAAGAGAGGGAAAGGCAGGAGGCUGAAGAGGCUAAAGCCAUGCUAGAUGCAGAUGGGAGACCUGCAGUCAUCGUGACUCCCAAGGAACAGCAGAACUCUUCUACAUUGUGACUUACGUCAUCAAGUGACAGAACUGUGGACAACCUCACAUUUUCGGAUACGUCAGAACCUUGCUAUAAUCCGCUGGGUCCUAGCGAGGUUGAGAGUGCUGAAGAGUCAACGACUUUCAUCAUUGCACUUCCUCCUAAAUUAUUAAACGUCACCAGCACAAAACUUAUUGUCAAUAAAUGUAACUGUAAAGUAAUUUACCUCUUAGUGUGUGGUUAUCACUCGAGACUGUUACGUUUCCUAAACAAAUAUGUCUUUCUUUGCGACACCACAAUUUCCCAAAAAUAUGCAAUCUUACACAUCGGUUUUACACAAUGUUUACCUCUCAGAAGGCUUUUUACCUCAUCGUAAAGAAACUUUUCACACAUUCUGUGAUGUUAUUAUAAACUUGUAAAUAGAACUACAUAACUAA